AUGAAAUAAUUAGAUCAAAGGAUCACAGCCUUAGAAUAAUUAAUUGGCGAUGGAGAUCUUGUAAUCACAGAUACCAUUUAUAAUCAAAUCUAACAGAUGAGAGAGAUUGCUCGUCAACAAAAUCUGAGCUCCAAAUUGUAUAAAAUGGCUUCAUUAAUUUACAACUAUGAUCUAAACUAUUGCUAUUCAGCUUUGCCACCUCAAAGUAAGAUAUAAUUGAUCAUGCAAUCUGAGAAAUACUUGCAAGAGGCUUCAUAAAAUUUGAUUAAAAUUAUUAAAUACAGAAAAUUUGUGGACUUUGAGCCGAUUAUUGGGUUAUAGGAGAAAAUCAAUCAAAUCUUACUGCUUUAGACAGCAUCCAAAUUGGCAUUAAAAGAUGACUAAAUUGUUGUUAAUCAAAUUAAUAGUGCCAUGUUAAUGGAUGAUUUUAAUCGAUACCAAUAAUAAUUAGAGACUUUGGUCUUAAUUAAUUAUGAGUUGAAUUAAUAAAUUGAAUGA
Paramecium tetraurelia is the source of this 498-nucleotide messenger RNA. RefSeq lists its product as uncharacterized. The record is from RefSeq and is a predicted model, not a curated record. The transcript is spliced from 2 exons. NCBI's taxonomy places the organism in Eukaryota, Ciliophora, Oligohymenophorea, Peniculida, Parameciidae.